GAAAAAUUCAAGAACUUACCAAUCAACGACGAUGGAUGUCGAUAUGGAAGAACAGAUCAGUCUGGAAACUACGGAUACGAAUCCAAAGGUUAAGGCCAAGACUAAGCCUAAAGUACUCUGCUCUUCAAACCCACCACUCAAGACCGAAUCGGACAAAGUCUUACGGAUCUGUCAGGCAAUGGAAGAACUCAAACUGACACCCAAGAAAUUCAUGGUCGCUUUCUUAACCCAAUCUAAUACGAAUAUAAAAAUUAGGAGAAGACUUUGGGGAUCUGCUAAAGGUUGGGAUUCUACUAUCGAGGUCGUUAACGCUGCCCGUGAUUUAAUUUGUGGCUCUGCUGCUGGUCGGUUGUAUUGGAACUCAUAUAUACUAAGCGAGGCUCAAAAAAUAGUUAGAAAGGAAGCCCCACCCAGUGGCGAAUACCCAAACGGAGCAUUCCAUAGUUCCAGAAAAAUCGAUCCGACGAUCUUUAGUGAAGAAGAGAAAUUUACCCGCUUUCAGGAUAUGUGUCAAGAACAUAUGCCUUUCCUAUACCAACUACUCAUCUAUAAACUUACUGGCCAAUCCGAUCCUUCAACAUCCUCCUCAUCAUCACCAACAGAUGUCACCGAUCAAGCUGCUGAAACUGAAUCGAAUUCAGAUAAAGAUGAGCUGGAAGAAGAUCCGAGCCCAAAGAGUAGACAGAUUAAGAGAUCCCACAUGGUAGCAACAGCGAUCUGUUACAUGGUAUCAUUUAUAGUUAAUCGUCGACACAACGCCUUUGCCUUAUCGAACUCGAUGAUCUUAUUGGCCUGCGGAAUCUCAGAACGAAUCAAUAACUUCUUACAUUUCAUAGGUCUAACAACAUCAAGAACGACUGGCUUUAAAGCUUAUCAAAGCCUUAGUACGGCCACUAGAAAAGCUUUGAGAGAAAAACCCUGUCUAUUUGGUGAUAUCUAAAAACCUAUGCACUCAUUUUUUCCUCUAAUCCUGCGGACUACUUAGCAUCAGUCAUUCCGAGUUAAUCACUGAAAACUUUCUUCUACUGAGGCUGUGUUAUCUUAAUGUAAAUCCACGGCACUCUGACAUCUCCCCCUCCAUGUACAUCUUUAUAUCUCAUCGCAUCUACAGUUUUAAUUCAAGAACAAAAACAAAUGAAACUUCUCCCCAUCUUAUCCAUAUUCCAAUUAAUCAACUUAUCAUCUCAAUAUUUCAAUCAUCUACCAAGUAUCGUGUUAACUUCUCACAAACAAUGUUAAACAAUGCAACAAUAUGAUUAUCCCAAGACAUAGGGGCUCACACCAG
Puccinia graminis f. sp. tritici CRL 75-36-700-3 is the source of this 1285-nucleotide messenger RNA. RefSeq lists its product as uncharacterized. The record is from RefSeq and is a predicted model, not a curated record. The transcript is spliced from 3 exons. The coding region runs from base 32 to 940 and encodes 302 amino acids. NCBI's taxonomy places the organism in Eukaryota, Fungi, Basidiomycota, Pucciniomycetes, Pucciniales, Pucciniaceae.